Messenger RNA from Lotus japonicus, 1576 nucleotides. Its product is annotated as F-box/kelch-repeat protein At1g23390-like. The record is from RefSeq and is a predicted model, not a curated record. Gene Ontology annotation, molecular function: protein binding. Gene Ontology annotation, cellular component: nucleus; cytosol. NCBI's taxonomy places the organism in Eukaryota, Viridiplantae, Streptophyta, Magnoliopsida, Fabales, Fabaceae. Bases 88 to 1209 code for a protein of 373 amino acids. The transcript has a single exon. Gene Ontology annotation, biological process: proteasome-mediated ubiquitin-dependent protein catabolic process.
GCACACUUUCCUACUCAUUCAUUCUUACUCAAAAAGAAAACACAAAGCCCCACUUCAAAACAAAACCAACACACUACACUUAUUGCGAUGGCAACAAACGAGAGAGAAGCUCCAAUCCAUGGAGACAUCUUAGAGGCCAUACUCUCGCACGUGCCUCUCAUCCACCUUGUGCCAGCUCGUCACGUGUCAAAGUCCUGGAAGCGUGCCUUGUCUAGCUCCCUCCGCCACGUCAGCCCCGUCAAGCCGUGGCUCACGGUGCACACCCAGAGCCCCCGUGCCCCGCACGUGACAACCUCCCACGCGUACGAUCCACGCUCACGCUCCUGGAUUCAGAUCCACGCGCCGCCCUCCAGCCAGUCUUCCUCCCCCCUCCGCUCGUCACACUCCACUCUCAUCUACACCCUCUCACCCACAGGCUUCUCCUUCUCCCUCGACCCCCUAGGCCUCGAGUGGCACCACGCGCCACCCCCGCGGGUGUGGCGAGUUGACCCAGUCGUCGCCUGUGUUGGCGGAUGCAUCAUCGUUGCCGGCGGCGCGUGCGACUUCGAGGACGACCCCCUGGCGGUUGAGAUGUACGACGCGGGAUCCCGCACUUGGUCCCGUUGCGAGUCCAUGCCGGAGAUCCUGAAAGGCUCCACGGCGUCGACGUGGCUCUCGGUAGCCGUCGCCGGUGACCGGGUGCACGUGACGGAGAAAAACUCCGGCGUGACGUACUCGUUUGACAGCGAGACGAAGUCGUGGCUGGGGCCGUACGAACUGCGGCCGGAGGAGGGCGUUUUCUACUGCGUCACGGGAACGGUGAGGGGGCGAUUGGUGGUGGCGGGGAUGGUCGGAGAAGCGGAGAACGUGAAAGGGGUGAAAUUGUGGGAAGUGAAAGGGGAAUUGGGGAUAGGGUCGAAGUAUUGGUGUGAGGAAUUGGGGGCGAUGCCGAAGGCUAUGGUGGCGAAGAUGAAGGGUGAUGAUGGUUGCGGUGUGAUGGCGUCGAUUUCGGUGACUACGGUGGGGGAUUAUGUUUAUCUGGUGAACCUAUGGGAACCGGAGGAGAUGGUGGUGUGCGAGUUUGCAGACAGGGGAGGUUGCGCGUGGCGGAGCGUGAGGAAUGAGGCGGUGGCGCGAAUGGAGAGGAUGGUGUUUUGCGGCGGAUAUGUGGGGGUGGAGGAUUUGGAGUGCGCGGUGGCGCAGAAGAAUUGCAAGUUUGCGUUGCAGUAAAAGAAAAAUGAAGUAUUGCUGUAGAUUGAGUAAAAAACAUGGAAGGGAGUAAAAAACAUGGAACGGUGCAAUUUCAAAUUGAAAAAUCAGAUUUUACAGUGAGGUAAUUUUGGUGGAUAAGUGAAAAGUGAUGAGAUAAGGAGUGUUAUGGAUAAGACAAGGAUAAGGAUAUAAAAUAAAUGAAGAGGGCAGAGAAUGUAGUAAGUACUCGUAGCUGUUCUAAGCAGCAGCUCUCGUAAGAGAGACCUUUUGGCUAUACUUCUACAUCUAUGUUGUGAUGUGGGGCAGCAUGUACCCUCAUUUAUGUAGUUGUAUAAACUUGUAUUCAUGUUAUUUUCACAUCAUAAAUGAAUGCCUUUAAUUAGAA